Pyrgilauda ruficollis (rufous-necked snowfinch) is the source of this 3421-nucleotide messenger RNA. RefSeq names its product iron responsive element binding protein 2 (gene IREB2). The record is from RefSeq and is a predicted model, not a curated record. Gene Ontology annotation, biological process: citrate metabolic process; tricarboxylic acid cycle. Lineage: Eukaryota; Metazoa; Chordata; Aves; Passeriformes; Passeridae. Gene Ontology annotation, cellular component: mitochondrion; cytosol. The transcript is spliced from 22 exons. Gene Ontology annotation, molecular function: aconitate hydratase activity; 4 iron, 4 sulfur cluster binding; iron-responsive element binding. Bases 219 to 3125 code for a protein of 968 amino acids.
GCUACUUUCGCCCUCUCCGCGAAGCCUCGCGCGAUCUCGUGCCCUUUCCUCCCGGGUUGGGUGCACAGUCUCGCGAGAGCGGGGCGUGCUGCGACUGCGGGGCGGGGGCGGGGCGCAGUCUCGCGAGAGCUGCGCGGGGGCGGGGCGCAGUCUCGCGAGAGCUGCCGGCCCGCCGGCGCCCCCCGGCCCGCUCCCUCACGCUGACAUGGUCGCCGGCGAUGGACCCUGCCAGGACAGGAAGCCCUUACCAGCCCGUCAUUGAAGCUUUGGAAAGCCACCCAGAGAAAAAGUUUUACAAUGUGUCGAAGCUCGGAGGCGCCAAGUACGAUACUCUGCCUUACUCCAUCCGAGUGUUGUUUGAGUCCAGUGUCCGUAACUGUGAUGGCUUCUUAGUGAAGGAGACGGAUGCUAUGAACAUCUUGGACUGGAAAACAAAACAGAACCAUGUUGAAGUGCCCUUCUGUCCUGCCAGAGUUGUUCUUCAAGACUUCACUGGAAUUCCAGCAAUGGUGGAUUUUGCUGCCAUGAGGGAAGCUGUGAGAAAUGCUGGAGGAGAUCCAGUGAAAGUCAAUCCUGCCUGCCCAACUGAUCUCACUGUUGACCAUUCUCUGCAGAUUGAUUUCAGCAAAUGUGCAAUCCAGAACGCUCCCAACCCCGGUGGGGGCGAGCAGAAGCCGCUGGCCAGGCUGUCCCCGCUGAAGCCGCCGCUGCGGAAGCCGCCCCCGUGCCGGGGCCACAGCGGCUGCCGGGGCUCGUGCGGCGCGGGCGAGGCCGGCCGCAGCCCGGGACUCUUCUCUGCGCAGAUCGAGAACACCCCGAUCCUCUGCCCCUUCCACCUGCAGCCUGUGCCUGAGCCUGAGACAGUAUUGAAAAAUCAAGAGAUGGAAUUUGGCAGAAAUAGAGAGAGGCUUCAAUUUUUUAAGUGGAGUUCAAAAGUUUUUGAGAAUAUUUCCAUAAUUCCACCCGAGACUGGAAUGGCGCAUCAAGUGAACUUGGAAUAUUUGUCUCGAGUGGUUUUUGACGUGAAAGAUUUCCUGCAUCCCGAUAGCGUGGUUGGCACAGACUCGCACACAACCAUGGUAAAUGGCUUGGGUAUCUUGGGCUGGGGCGUCGGGGGCAUCGAGACGGAAGCGGUCAUGCUGGGAAUGCCGCUCACCCUCACCCUGCCUGAGGUGGUGGGCUGUGAGCUGACAGGCACAGUCAGCCCCUUUGCCACAUCCAUAGAUAUCGUUCUCAGCAUUACAAAGCAUCUUAGACAAGCUGAUGUCGCUGGAAAAUUUGUUGAGUUUUUUGGGAGUGGUGUUUCCCAGCUGUCUGUAGCAGACCGAACCACGAUAGCAAAUAUGUGUCCUGAAUAUGGUGCUAUUCUGAGUUUUUUCCCUGUUGAUAAUGUGACAUUGAAGCACUUAAAGCAUGCAGGUUUUGAUAAGGCCAAGCUUGAAGUCACAGAAGCAUAUCUUAAAGCUGUGAAGUUAUUUCGAAAUGAUGAGAGUUCUUCCAGAGAACCUGAGUAUUCCCAGGUAGUGCAAGUUAGUCUAAGUUCUAUAAUUCCAUAUGUCAGUGGCCCCAAGAGAUCCCAGGAUAGAGUGGCUGUUAAUAACAUGAAAAGUGACUUCCAAGCCUGCUUAAAUGAAAAGUCUGGUGUUAAAGGGUUUCAGAUUGCAGCUGAGAAGCAAAAUGACAUUGUGCCUGUUCAGUAUGAAGGAAAUGAAUACAAGCUGUCCCACGGCUGUGUUGUCAUUGCUGCAGUCAUCAGCUGUACAAACAAUUGCAAUCCAUCUGUCAUGCUUGCUGCAGGACUGCUGGCCAAAAAAGCUGUUGAGGCUGGCCUCGUGGUGAAGCCCUACAUCAGAACAAGUUUAUCACCUGGCAGUGGCAUGGUUACACAUUACCUCAGUUCCAGUGGAGUAUUGCCAUACCUCAGCAAGCUUGGGUUUGAGGUUGUUGGUUAUGGGUGUUCCACCUGUGUUGGGAACACGGCCCCUUUGCCAGAAGCCAUCAGGAAUGCAAUAAAACAGGGAGAUAUCAUUGCCUGUGGGGUGUUGUCUGGCACAAAGAACUUCGAGGGCCGCCUGUGUGACUGUGUCCGUGCCAACUACCUGGCGUCCCCCCCGCUGGUCGUGGCCUACGCCAUCGCGGGCACGGUGCAGAUAGACUUCGACACAGAGCCCUUGGGCACUGGCUUUAAUGGCAAAAGUAUUUACUUACGAGAUAUUUGGCCCACCCGACAAGAACUUCACACAGUGGAGGAAGAGCGUGUGAUAUCAUCCAUGUUUAAGGAAUUGAAAGAAAAGAUGGAGAAAGGAAACAAACGAUGGAAUUUACUGGAAGCACCAGAGUCAAUUUUAUUUCCCUGGGAUUUAAAAUCUACUUAUAUUAGAUGUCCUUCCUUUUUUGAUAAACUUGCCAAAGAAGCAGUUCCAGCACAGGCGGUUGAGAACGCGCACGUGUUGCUGUUCCUGGGGGACUCUGUCACCACAGAUCACAUUUCCCCUGCUGGGAGCAUUGCGAGGAGCAGUGCUGCUGCCAAGUACCUGACCAGCAAAGGACUCACACCUCGUGAAUUCAACUCUUAUGGGGCUCGAAGAGGUAAUGAUGCUGUGAUGACAAGAGGUACCUUUGCAAAUAUCAAGCUUCUGAAUAAGUUCAUAGGAAAACCAGCUCCUAAAACAAUUCACUUCCCAUCAGGACAAACGCUAGAUGUGUUUGAAGCCGCAGAGCUGUACCAGAAGGAAGGCAUUCCUGUAAUUAUUCUAGCAGGAAAGAAGUAUGGACUGGGUAGCUCAAGAGACUGGGCUGCAAAAGGGCCUUUUCUACUGGUACUGCUGGGUGUUAAAGCUGUCCUAGCUGAGAGCUAUGAGAAGGUUCAUAGGAGUCAGCUGAUUGGAAUUGGCAUCGCUCCACUUCAGUUUCGUCCUGGGGAAAAUCCAAGUACUUUGGGACUCACUGGCAGAGAGCAAUUUUCUAUAUUGUUCCCUCCAGACCUGUCGCCCAGAAUGACCGUGGAUAUUAAGACAAGUACUGGAAAAGUAUUCAGCGUGAUUGCCUUGUUUGAAAACAAUAUGGAGAUAACUUUAUACAAGAAUGGUGGAAGUCUAAACUUUGUGGCUCGAAGAUUCUUAUAGUACCUACUGACUCUCUGGGUACCCUGCAUAACUGGUAAUGCAGCAAAUGCCUUGUGUGAACCCAGGAAUCUGUACUGUGGAACUGCAAACAGUCCUAGUGUGCUCAAAGUUACUUCGUCCAUGGAUGUAAAAGAUUGUGAAUCAUUGUAACUGCAACGAGAUCCUUUCUGAUUUUAAAUAAUAUUCUAAUGGUGCUAUUAAACAUUGCUAAAAUCAACAUGUGUAUUGUGACAAGAGAGCUGUAAGUAUGGAGGGGAUGUUUUAUCAGACCAUUUUGUAAAUAAACUAUGCGAAAU